AUGUCUUUUCAUACUGUUAUUAUCGACGAUGAACUUGAACCUGCUAAAGUUCAAUUUUCACCCGAGCAAUCAUUAUCUUCUGUGACAAACUAUUGGCUUUCUAAAGUGGAGGAAAAUCAAGAUUUACGUCCACAUGAAUCAUUUCAAAAUUAUUCGUCCUUAUAUACAGUUUCUAAUGGGCCACAUACAGAAACAUCAACAAAUGCUGUGUUACAAGCCUUUAUUUCAGCCUACAAUCAACACCAUGAUUUAGUGUUAUCUCCGGAUGAUAUGUGGAUGGUAGUGUGUAUGAAGUUUGCCGAUUAUGUCAAUGACAAUGCUGAGAAAUUACGCUCUCUCUUUGUCGAGCAUCAGGAAGGGAAAAUAAAGUUAACUGUGGCAGAUCUUCUCGGAGAAAGGGAAUGGGAUGAAUUCUUCAACGGAAUGAAAGUGAAAAUAAUGAAAAAUGUCAAAGGUGAUGUUUGUAAUGUGUUAGCGGCAGAUUUUACAACCACCGGUAAAGUUGAAUCGAUUCUUUCAACGGCAUGUAUUAUGCAUGCGUUCAAACCCUACUUCGACUACCGUCGAGUGAUGUGCAUCUGUGGCAUUCGACAAGUGCAUUUCAUGGGCACUCUUAAUGAUUGGCAAUCACUUUAUACGAAAGCGCAACAAUUACGAUCAUUCAGCAACGACAAAUUUCGUCUCUAUAUCGAUGGUAUUUUGCCGAUCUUCAAUGAGUUCAUCGAAACCUACCAAGGCAAUGUAAAUAAACAGUUCUGGAUUAAAGUAUGUGAUAUCACACGAGAUACAGGCUUGAGAUAUGGCGGUGGAGGAUCGGGAAAACUAAUCACUGGGUGGGUUCUGAAGCUGUUUGGUUUGUCGACUGAUCGAACGAUCGAUCCGACUUAUAUAAAGCUACCGAAUAUUCGUGUUCCAGUUAAGCUUGAAGACGAGAAAAGCGGCAAAGUAACGCAGUGUUAUAUUGUUGGUGGCUUUCAUGGCAUUUACUCGGUAGAGAAUCGACACAAACCUGUGAUGAGUUUAUCGGUCAUCCAAGAGACGAAACCAUCUGUAUCAAAAGAGGAAUUCAUGGCUAGACUCGAACAUGAGUCGAAUUUUGAAGAGUAG
Messenger RNA from Adineta ricciae, 1107 nucleotides. The record is from the annotation of a GenBank genome assembly. Lineage: Eukaryota; Metazoa; Rotifera; Eurotatoria; Adinetida; Adinetidae.